AUGUUCGCGGAAACCGGCGGCCACGCGCCACCCACGUCGUUUGACGCGGAGACUGGCAGCAUGGCACGCCUCGAGCACUUCCUGGACGCCGUUCUUCGCCAGUCACUCGAGAAGGUGCUUCGGGAGCGCGACACGGUCUACACGAUGGUCUCCGACUGCUGCCAGCUGCGGAAGCUCUUUGAGGAGAUGCGGGCACUCUCGUCAACCCACUCCUUCAUUUCAGAGGGUGAAGCGUCUUCCCCCUCAGUGGCAGCCGCAGCCGCAGCCGCAGCCGCAGCAGAAUGUGGGGAGGAGGGAAAGCCCCAGCGCAAUCAGAUCAUGGUUGACAUUGGCAAUCACUUCUUCGUGCAGUGCUCCGUGAGGGAUGCGUCGCAGGUAUGGGUGAAUCUCGGGUGCGGCGUGGUACUGUCCAUGUCAACAGCAGAGGCGGAUGCAUUUAUGCAGAAGAAGGAGAGGCUCCUGCGGGAGCGAGCGGCACGGCUGAGCAAGGAGGCCCUACGCAUCAAGUACCGCAUUCGUCUUGUGAUGGAGGCCAUCGCCCGCCUCUACGACCGGGCCACUGGGCAGCGUGCGUGA
Molecule: messenger RNA, 576 nt
Organism: Trypanosoma rangeli
Lineage: Eukaryota; Euglenozoa; Kinetoplastea; Trypanosomatida; Trypanosomatidae
Product: protein UXT
Exons: 1
Coding region: 1-576 (191 amino acids)
Source: RefSeq, a predicted model, not a curated record